This is a messenger RNA of Striga asiatica, 1208 nucleotides long. The record is from the annotation of a GenBank genome assembly. Lineage: Eukaryota; Viridiplantae; Streptophyta; Magnoliopsida; Lamiales; Orobanchaceae.
CCCUUAUCUUCCUACUCUCCGGCCUCCGCACUUCCUCGAAGGGUACAGACGCAUCCGUCGCCGAUAAACUGAAUCCGGCCGGCCGAUAAUCGGAGCUAGUGACUUGCAUGACGAGCGCAUCGGAGCUAUUCUACAAUCGGAGAUCUCGAUUCGGACGGAGUUCGGAUCCUUUUGACGACGGGUCGGAUUUCGGCUCCCAACCGCACAUCGACCGGACCAAUCGCCGGCACCGCCACCUCAACGGUCCCGGAGGCAGCCACGCUCGCCGAGACCGGAUCGAUCUGGAGGGUUGCGAUCCGCUGCGGCGCGCGCAUCAUCACCCCAGGCAACCGCCGCUCCAUCGUCCUCCUCAUCCGGCUCAAGAACGUGAGUCGAUUCGACUUGAAGACAGUGUACAUCAACUUUCCUCUGGAAAUGUAAACUAUUCAGGGAGUCACAUUAAUGUCCAAGAUAGUUUGAGGGUGAGUGCUAAUGACAGGCUUCCUGGAGCUGUGCUUCUUGCUAGAGAAAGGCUAUUGCAAAGGUUAAGAGGUGUGACUCUCUCUAGUGCCAGGCGAAAUAACCGAAAUUCAUCCGGUACUAGCAGCAGCCGUCCAAAUUCCAAUCCAAUACGGGAGGAUUUCAGUCUCGUCGACUCUGCCGAAUGGGAAACGGAAAUAUCUCGAGAAUGGCUUUCCACAUUUGCCCCUUUACCCAAUUCCACUGGUCAACAAAAGAUCAAACGGCCACCGGGCCUCACUCAAAAGGCACUAAAUCGUUUAUGCAUUGAGAUAUUCUCUACUAACCAUGAAAAAAGCUAUAGGAAUAUUGGGGAAUGCAGCAUAUGCCUGGAGAGUUUUUCCGAGGGAGAAAAGCUGGUUCGUUUGCCGUGCGAGCACAGGUACCAUUUUCGUUGCUUGGAGCCGUGGGUAAGGACUUGUGGGGACUGCCCGUAUUGCCGUAGGGGUAUCGAUGUAAAUUCACAUGAUGGGGAGAAGAAUUUUGAAUGGCGUUGUGGUUUGGUUUCAGACAUAAAAAGUGCUGAGCGUGUAAUCAAUCACCUUUUACGGAUGGGUGAAAUCGCUUCGAAAAGUUUGUUGGGUACGAAAGCGAAUCAAAGGGAAGGGUAUUUCGACUCGAACCCCUACAUUUUCGGGCAAAGAAGAGAUUCGCCGAAAAGAUCCCCGGAUGGAUUGGAACAAAGAAUCUCGGAUAUAUCGCUUUUUUAG